AUGCUUCGCUCUGCCACCUUCGCAUCCGCGGCGUUUGUCGCUCUUGCCACCGCUCAGCCGUCGUUCGUCUACAAGUUCGACGCCGAUACGGCUGGAGGCGUGGAUGGCUCGAUCCAAGUCAAGUACAAGGGCGAGGACUCGUCCACCGCCACCAUUACGGCAUCUCUCGACUUCUCGGGGGUCGACCAGGCUGCGAUCAAAGAGUUCGACGGCAACUGCACCGAGGACGUCACGAGCUGGAAGUGGCACAUCCACACCAAGUGGAGCUCGACCCAAAGCUCCGACUCGUACAAGCAAUGCUCUAAGGCGGCGACGGACAACCACUACGACCCACUGCGCGCCUGUGGCUCUGCGUCCGAGUACAUCGCCGAGCCCGAGUGUAAGGCCAAGUCCAAGAGCUACGCGUGCAGUCCGACCAACUACACGUCGGACCCGCUAGUGUGCGAGAAGGGAGACCUCUCGGGCAAGUUCGGCGCGUUCAAGCUUGGGGAGGGGUAUACCGUGUCCGAGGAGUGGACGGACGAGCACUACCCGCUGCCGUCCGAGAACACGGACACGUGGAGCAUUGUUCUCCACGCUGUUUGUGGCAAGGAGGCGCCUAGAAUCUCAUGCGCACUUGGUACCAAGGGGGAAGCGGCCGCUGAUGGCGUCGAUCAGUCCACUCCCGCUGGUGAAACCCCUGUGCAGUCUACUGGUGGUGGCGGCGGUUGUAGUGUCAAGACCAAGUAG
This is a messenger RNA of Phytophthora sojae, 729 nucleotides long. RefSeq lists its product as hypothetical. The record is from RefSeq and is a predicted model, not a curated record. Gene Ontology annotation, biological process: superoxide metabolic process. The transcript has a single exon. The coding region runs from base 1 to 729 and encodes 242 amino acids. Gene Ontology annotation, molecular function: metal ion binding. NCBI's taxonomy places the organism in Eukaryota, Oomycota, Peronosporomycetes, Peronosporales, Peronosporaceae.